Molecule: messenger RNA, 3521 nt
Organism: Podarcis raffonei (Aeolian wall lizard)
Lineage: Eukaryota; Metazoa; Chordata; Lepidosauria; Squamata; Lacertidae
Gene: SEC61A2
Product: SEC61 translocon subunit alpha 2
Exons: 9
Coding region: 1417-2619 (400 amino acids)
Biological process (GO): SRP-dependent cotranslational protein targeting to membrane, translocation; post-translational protein targeting to membrane, translocation
Cellular component (GO): membrane; Sec61 translocon complex
Molecular function (GO): transmembrane protein transporter activity; ribosome binding; signal sequence receptor activity
Source: RefSeq, a predicted model, not a curated record
AUACCAUUGUUUGGAAUAAUGUCCUCCGACUCCGCAGAUCCUUUCUACUGGAUGAGAGUCAUUCUCGCAUCAAACAGAGGUCAGGGUCCUAAUCAUCUCUCCUGCUGUCUUUUCUCUGGCUUUGGUUUACCGUCUGGAGAUGGCUCAUGGUGCACAUACCGUAUUUUUCCAUGUAUUGGAUGAGGUUUUCUGACUCAAAAAUCAUGUCAAAAAGCCAGGGUCGUCCAAUACACGGAUAGUGGCAUGGUGGGGGGGGGGGGGGGAGAGAAGCGGUGCGCCACCAGCCAGCUCUUUGGCAGGAGCGCAAAUUCACCCGAUGCUGCUGCACAUGGGAAGCGCUCCCUGGAUUGUUUCCCACACGUGGCGGCAUCGGGGGAGGUUGCGCUCCUGCAAACCGGAUGGCUGGAGGGAGCGCAACUUCCCCCGCUGCCACUUCCCAUGGGAAACGAUCUAGGGAGUGUUUCCUGUCUGCGGCUGCGUGGGGGGAGAGGCUCAACAACUUUGGGCCAUCUCCCCUCAUUUUCUUAAAAUUUAGUCCUCCAUAAUGGGGGGGUCCCUUAUACAAGGGGGCGUCUUAUAGAUGGAGAAGUAUGGUAGUUGGGGUCACAUUAAUGAGAAUGUGCAAUUGACAAGUGCUCUUUUUAUCUUGAAAUUACAAUUUGCAUUGGUCUUUGGUACUGAGAAGCUAAAUAGUAAGUUUUGUUAGAGUUUGGAAAGUACUUGAUGGGUUUCAAAAUUACUGUAUUUUGGUAUGUGAAUAAUUUUUACCUAUAUUUUGCAAAAUGUUUUUCUCCCUAUCACUGCAGAUCUCUUGGAUACAUGGUCAGCAGCUAAUUUUACUUGGAAGACCACAUGCUAUAGCGCGUGCACACACAGAGUGCUUUUUUCUAAAAAAAUGUUCAGGGGUUUUCUCAUUUUCCUACUCAUUUUGAAAUGCUGCCCCUCAAUGAGGCCAAACUUAGAUUUACAAAAUGUUUAGGGGUAUGUGUACCCCUGUGUCCCCCCAGGAAAAAGCACAGUGUGUACGUAUGUAUGUAUGUAUACCAUCAGUGCAGGUCUCUUGGAGACAGGGUCAGCAGCUAGUUUUACUUGGAAGACCACUUGGGGGGGGACAUUCUCUUUUCUCUGUUUCUCCAAGUGGGCUCUUGCAAAUCCAGUAGCCAAUGAAGCCACCUGCUGAACCUGUCAACUGGGUGUGUGGAUGUGACUUAUAUUUCUGAAAGUGCCACAUCUGACUCCCAUUUCUUGUGUAAGAUUUCUGAUUUUAACUAUGUAGUGCAGAGCAAGGAAUUCUCAAAAUGAGGCCAUGGAGAGAAAGAGAUUAUCCAGCCCAUUCCAGAUAAUACGAGCCAUGCUAAAGACACUGUACAGUUGAAUCUUGAUAUUGUCUAGGAGACCUGGAGGGAAGGCACCUUGAUGGAGCUAGGCAUCUCUCCCAUUGUGACAUCUGGUUUAAUUAUGCAGCUACUGGCUGGAGCCAAGAUCAUUGAAGUUGGUGACACACCAAAAGACAGAGCCCUUUUCAAUGGCGCUCAGAAGUUGUUUGGAAUGAUAAUUACUAUUGGGCAAGCAAUUGUGUAUGUCAUGACUGGGAUGUAUGGAGAUCCUGCAGAAAUGGGGGCUGGAAUUUGUCUCCUAAUUAUAAUUCAGUUGUUUGUUGCUGGCUUGAUAGUGCUGCUACUAGAUGAGCUCUUGCAGAAAGGUUAUGGCUUGGGCUCUGGGAUUUCCCUCUUUAUUGCUACCAACAUCUGUGAAACCAUUGUCUGGAAGGCUUUCAGUCCUACAACUAUUAACACUGGCAGAGGAACUGAAUUUGAAGGUGCCGUCAUUGCGUUGUUCCACCUUUUGGCUACACGAACCGACAAAGUCCGUGCUUUACGGGAGGCUUUCUACCGCCAGAACUUGCCUAAUCUUAUGAAUCUGAUUGCUACAGUAUUUGUGUUUGCUGUAGUUAUAUAUUUUCAGGGAUUUCGUGUUGAUCUCCCAAUCAAGUCUGCUCGAUAUCGCGGACAAUACAGUAGCUAUCCUAUCAAACUCUUUUACACCUCCAACAUUCCCAUCAUUCUUCAGUCUGCCUUAGUUUCCAACCUCUAUGUUAUUUCUCAAAUGCUGUCUGUGCGGUUCAGUGGCAACUUCUUGGUAAACUUACUUGGGCAGUGGGCGGACGUCACUGGUGGUGGUCCAGCACGUGCCUACCCUGUUGGAGGCCUCUGCUAUUACCUCUCGCCUCCAGAAUCCAUGGGUGCUAUAUUUGAGGAUCCUGUCCAUGUAAUUGUUUAUAUCAUAUUUAUGUUGGGUUCCUGUGCAUUUUUCUCCAAGACGUGGAUUGAAGUGUCAGGAUCAUCUGCAAAAGAUGUUGCCAAGCAACUGAAAGAACAGCAAAUGGUGAUGAGAGGCCACAGGGAUACAUCCAUGGUUCAUGAAUUAAACAGGUACAUCCCCACAGCAGCUGCAUUUGGAGGCUUGUGCAUCGGCGCCCUCUCUGUCUUAGCGGACUUCCUUGGUGCCAUUGGCUCAGGCACUGGCAUUCUACUUGCUGUCACCAUUAUUUAUCAAUAUUUUGAGAUAUUUGUCAAAGAACAGGCAGAGGUUGGAGGGGUGGGUGCUUUAUUUUUCUAAAUGUUGAGAUACCAUGUGACGUGUAAGAAAGGAACUCCUGUAUUUUGAUGACAUGCAGUCUUUUAUUCCAGUAAUGCCAGUCCCGCCCUCACCCCCGUUCCAAGUGCUACUUGCCAUAUUUCUCAUAAUAGGUAUUGCACAAUGCCUGUGUGCAGCUUCUAUUCCAGCUGCCUUAAGAAUAAAGAGUUUACAUGGGUUAAAAAUACAAAAAAAACUCCAUUGUUGCCUGUGAUGCUGGAAAAUAGUGCAUCUGCCUUCCUGUGGAAAUAGUCAAAAGAUGCCCAUUUUGCUAGUAGAGAACACUUUGGACACUCCAUCACAAGGCUUGAAUGUAGCUGCACACACUGGCAAAAGGGAACCACAACAAUAGAGUUCCAUGUGGCCACAUGUGAGAAUCCCUGAGCUUUUUAAAAAAAGUACAUGCAAUUUCCCCCCUGAAAUAUAUAUUUACAUGAAUUCCUUUUGAUAUACAACUUAAAGAAAUGUGACCUGUUGCAUACCCCAACUCUCCUGGUGUGUGGUCAGUGUCUGAUGCCUUUGCCAUGUUCCCUUGCAAGCACCAUGCUUUGAAGCCAGGAGGGUGUGUGUGAGAAUUUUAACCAUCGCACUUGCAAAUUUGGGAUCUGUGAAGUCACAUGGGAGGAGUAAGGUUGGAAGUCCUUAUCCAAGAUUCCCAGCAGCCAGUAGCAGCCUUCUAAGUGCUGCUUUGCCUUAUUAUAGACCCAUGUGUUCUUUGAAGCAGGGGGAAUCGAUACUGUUGAAACUUCUCCCCUUCUUCUUCCAAAGCCCUAGGUCUUAAAGCAGAGGAAAUUAACAAGUCAUGCUGAAAAAGAAAUCAUUGUGCUUCUUGGCAGCAGUGUAAGCAGUGUAAACAGACAAUAAACUUAUUUAAUUAAAAUGUU